This is a messenger RNA of Mercenaria mercenaria, 4890 nucleotides long. RefSeq lists its product as uncharacterized. Gene Ontology annotation, biological process: cell surface receptor signaling pathway; G protein-coupled receptor signaling pathway. Gene Ontology annotation, cellular component: membrane. Lineage: Eukaryota; Metazoa; Mollusca; Bivalvia; Venerida; Veneridae. Gene Ontology annotation, molecular function: G protein-coupled receptor activity. Bases 181 to 4104 code for a protein of 1307 amino acids. The transcript has 24 exons. The record is from RefSeq and is a predicted model, not a curated record.
ACUCUACACAUUUACAAAAUGUAAAUAGCUCAAAUCAAUUGACUGUGACUUUUUACCAAAGUAAUAGUACAAACUUUUAAUGGUAGUGCAGCACACGAAUAUUUUGUGUUUCCAUGUUAUAUAAGGAUAUAAAGACUGACACCAUUAAUAGAUAGAUCAUCACAACUGCAUAGAGUGGAGAUGAAAUCAUUGAUUUUGCCUGCGGUCCUGAUAUUAAGCCGCAUUCUUAUAAGCAAAGCUCAGGAUAUCUGCGAUGACGGCUGGAUACGAUUUGAAGAUUAUUAUAGUAGCGGUGUCUGUGUACUUGUGAGGAAGGAACCAGCAGAAUGGAAGGUCGCCAUGAAAUACUGUGAAGAAAGAUUAGGAAAUCUCCUGGUCUUGGACAAUUACGGAGAAUUGAGCUACUUCGAACCCAGAGAAGACAGGACAAUAUCUUUAGGAGAAGAAAUAGUUGGAACUUAUUCCAUAGAAGAAUUUUGGUCCGGUAUGCACAUAGAUAACGGAAGACUGAUGUGGGAUGAUUAUGGACCAAAGCUCGUAGAAAAAUCGAAAUUUUUUGGCAGCCGAUUUUGGAGAUGGAGUAAUGGUCAACCCGAUCCAAUGGCGGGAAAGUGCGGGAAAGCAACAGUGACCAAGAGGCAGACGGACGGUGGAGUGACCUAUGAUUAUAACAAGGUUUCAGUCAACCUUACACGCUGCUCUACCGAACUACCAUUUGUAUGUCGAAAGGAACCGACAAGGCGGAUCGUAAAAACAGCUGCAUUUUGUCCUGAAAAUUGGCUUGGGAACCAGUAUAUACCACACUGUUACCGGAUAUACAAGGAACCAGUUACCUACGACAAGGCCAAAGCCAGAUGUCAGGAGGAAGAUAGUAGCCUGGCGCCCUCUAACUCCCUGUUUGAUUUAACCUUCGCGGAGAUUGUGUAUAUGUUUUAUCUGGAGAACGAUAAAUAUUUUGAGCUGACUAACGUAGGCAGUAUUUGGGUAAUGGAUACGAAUUCAACAAAAGCGUGUAGUGCGUUAGAUACAUCACCGUCUGAAAGAAGCGGGUCCGCAGUCACGGACACAGAUUGUCUUGCAUCUUUAUUGUUUAUGUGUGUGAAGUCGACAAAGUACGCCGGUUUUGGAUAUAUAGAGACUGAAAGUGAUUACUUUGAUCAAAAGAAAUUAUUGGAAUAUGACGCAUUCGAACCACUUCCGGUCUACGGUGUCCUCGAUCGAAAUCUUCAAGAAAACGAGGUCAUCUUCGUACGAACGCCAUCAUUCAUUCUUAAUUCAUCAAAUUCGUAUUACCAGUGGAAUUUCGACAAUACACUUUCGUGGAGGGUUCAAGAAUCGUCUAGAGUUUCGACACCAUAUUAUGUGAAUCUAACUCUUCCUUUCAACCAGAGCCCACUGCGGCGUCGGCGUGGCGUCGACGGUAAUUAUGCUUAUGGUUCCGAGAUACAUAAACGUCAGGCUGAUGAGUUUGGCACUACUCCAAAUCCGUUUGAUGAAGGUGAAGUAUUCCGAUUCAUAAAUUAUUACAACGUCCGGGAGACUACUGGAUACUACACAUUCGGAAUUUACAACACGAAUCCUCCAAGAUAUUUAGAAAGAAAACCGCAGCUGGUUCGAUAUUCCGAGAAAGAUCUUUACAUCUAUGUGGCGUACUGCGACUUUUUGGACUAUGUUGUCGGUCCUUCUUCGACAGAGCCAUUCGUUUCAACAGAAGAUAUCAAUGCUUUCAAUCUGUUACAUGACGACAGUUACAUAGGAAGUAUUCGGGAGAUGGGACUCAGUUCCGUAUUAAAUCGUUCUCCAGUUGUUCUUGGUAAUCUUGUCGCUAACUACAGUGCAAAGAUCGAAUCUUUUGAGGGUAACACGGUCAAGUUCCGGGUAUUCGUUGCUCCGUCGGCAAGUCGUCAGCAAUCAGCGGCUACCGAGCAAUUUGUAUACGACGCUGUAAAGGAGCAUUUCAGAUUGAAUCUACCGAGUGAUUACUUCAAUCUGAGAACAUUAAAAGUUAAAAGCACCGUUAUGUGUCCGUUUACACAGACGGUUAAAGAUGGGAAGAAUUUGACAUUUAAUCCAAUCAGAAUCGGCGAAACUGGUUUCAGUUGGGAAAGGUGUUAUCCACAUAACAAAGCGUUGGCAACUUCCACGUGCAGAGGAGGAUAUGAUGACGGUACAGCGUUACGGGAUAUUUCAUUGGCCGAAAAUUGUGGUAGCCCUCCUGUUUACAACAAAUCAGAAAGCACCGCUAAUUUGAAAAACCUGUCUGAGACCGAAAUAACGAAGGACAAUUUUGAGACGGUUCUAAACGACACGGCCAACCUGACUCGUCCGGGUUUAAACCUAACAGAAGCCGAUGUCAUCUAUACAGCAGAAAUAUUAUAUAAUUAUCUACAAUUCGAUAUUGUUAAUACCCCUGAGGUGAUGGCUACUGUAUUUAAAGUAGUAGACAAUGUACUGAGAUCAGGAGCUGACGUCAUCGAUACCGCCCAGAAAAUAACUAAUGCGGCCAAUAGAAUUAUUCAAUCUGUGGACGAUCUAACCAACGAGCUUGGACUAGCUGGCAAAAACUAUGUCCAGUUUAUUCAAGAUCUCGUUGCUAGCGAGGUUUGGGAACAAACUGGAGGUGAUGACGUCACCAUUGGUAUAAGUCUUAACCAAACCGGCGCUAAAGAAAUAAAGAAGGAUGCACUAAGUUCUGUUCGGGAUGCGGAAGUAGUUGAAAUUACCGGUACGGACACGGCGAUUUAUCUGACAGAAACUCUGCUGAAAGGUGGUAGAUCAAGGUUAACUUUCCACAUCUACGGUAAUACAGACUUAUUCUCUGUGAUCAGCGGUAGAUUCAAGGUGAACAGUAAAGUUGCUGCCGCUAGACUUACUAAAAACAACACAGAGGUGGUCAACCUUGGAGAUGAAUAUGUAACUGCUGUCUUUUAUCCUUUUGAGGAUAGUAAAGGUCUUGUGUGUGCCUACUGGAAUUACUCCGCUAACGAGGAUGCCGGAAGUUGGAACACGGAAGGCUGCACGCUUUUCUCGUACGAGUCAGGAAGGGUGGUGUGCAAGUGUAAUCAUCUGACGAAUUUUGCAGUGUUGAUCGAUUUGCAAGCUGGUUCUAUAUCCGACACAGACAAGCUUGUUCUGGACAUCAUAACGAAAGUAGGAUUGUGUAUUUCCAUCGUUGGACUCGGGAUAACCAUUUUGACUUUCCUGAUAUUCAAACACCUAAGAAAUGGACGCGGACAGCAAGUUCUUGUCAAUCUAAGCGUGGCUAUGCUCUGUUCGUCUAUUAUAUAUCUGGUCGGUAUUGACCGUACGGAAUCGUACGGCGGAUGCAUUGCCGUUGCAGUGCUACUCCAUUAUUUCAUCCUUGUUACAUUCAUGUGGAUGCUGGUUGAGGGUCUUUUGCAGUACUUAAGAUUUGUGAAGGUCCUUGGAACCUAUAUACCAAAAUUCAUGACCAAGUCAAUGAUACCGGCAUGGGGGAUACCACUGAUACCUGUAAUCGUUGUCCUCGCCAUAGACUACGACAUGUAUUAUGGUGGAAAUGGAUACUGCUGGUUGUCAUGGAACCCCUUCCUGUACGCAUUCAUUAUACCUAUAGCUGUGAUCGUGCUGGCAAACAUAAUUGUGUUCUUUAUGGUGAUGUGUAACUUGUGUUGUAGAAGGAAGCAUAAAGGAAUGGUUUCCAACCAGUCUGACAGAAAGAUGGCAUUUCUUCAUUUCCAGGCUGGAAUAUCUAUACUUGUUAUUCUAGGACUGACAUGGGUGUUCGGAUUCCUUACAGUAGACAGCACAAGAAUUGUGUUCCAUUACCUGUUUGCAAUCUUCAACGCUUUCCAGGGAUUCUUUAUUUUCUUAUUGUUCACUUCGAGAGAAAAACAGAUACGAAAAGCCUGGAGAAAGUUAUGUUGCAAAGCAUCACCAUAUAAGAGCACAACCAGUGGAAGCGGAACAGAUUCACACCCGAGUAAAAAGUCUGCCGAUACCACAAACAGCACUGGAUUGCUGAGCAAGUCAGGAGGCUCGAGUUCCAUCGCGACCAAUGGGGACAGGAAAAAUGGUAAUGGUUUUAACCAUUUUGAUAACCCCCAGUACGAUAACGGAAUCUGAGAGACACUGGAAAGAACAGAAGCGGAAACAUGAAUAAGACGAUGAGCGCCAUUUUAGUAGCGGAAUAUAGAUGUAGGCAUACAGACACUAAAUAGAAAAAUGGCGCGAAAAAAAUGGUAGUCGCAUAAUGGCGGAUACAAAUAGUCCUCAGUUUUUUCGCUGUGUAGAGCUAUUUUCCUCAUUUUCUUUGCAAUUUUUUUGGUAAAAUCACAUGACAGAUCUAUGCUUGACAUGAAGAUAGCAUUUUGAUCAUGAAAUAACACCAUGACAAAAUUUUUCAUGGAAACUUAGAUCAUACACCACCAGUAUAAUUUGGGGUCUCAUUUUUAAGCUGAUUUUGCAGUUUGUGUGUUUGACUGAAAUUAUUUUUCUUGCAUCAAACAUGACCCCCACUUUUCUUUUGAUUUUUAUUUAGCACUGACAAUAUUCUUCAAGAAAAUGUAGUUUACAGACAUUUAAAAUGGGUCCUGAUGUGUGCUGCGGCCAUUAGAAAUAGGUCAAUUUUAUAUAGAAUAAAGAACAACAACUAUUUAGUGUGUUAUAACCUGUAUUGUAAAUAACACCAGCACGCAUGCGCGAUGUGAGCAUAAAUCUGAUAUGCAUAUAAUGUAAAUAACAGCAGCGCGUAUGCGCGAUGUGAUCAUGGAUUAGACAUAAGCACCAUUUUAGCAAUCCCCACGCACGGGUACUAAACAGUGCCUGCGGUACUGACUGUGCCGACGAGGAUUGAAGGCACUUCGCUUCCUGUACCGCAGGUACUUCGUCAAUGUUUACAAAACGAGCGAG